AUGGUGGAAGGCACUGGUCAGAUACAGUUCAUGGUUCUGCUCGCCCACAUCUCAGACAGUGGAACCAGAAUCACAGAAUCCCAGGGUGGAAGGGACCUCGAGGAUCAGCUGGUCCAACCUUCCUUGGCAAAGGCCAGCCUAGACAAGGUGGCCCAGCACCCUGUCCAGCUGAAUCUUAAAAGUGUCCGCUGUUGGGGGAUCCACCACUGCCCUGGGGAGAUUAUUCCAGCGGCUGAUUGUUCUCGUGAGUUUGAUGGGCUGGCCCCAGCCGUGGCGUGCAUCCACGACAAGCUCGCCAGCAAGCUGCACUACGAUGCGCUCACCUUCAGCGGCCCCCACAUCUCCCUGCGCGACCUCAGGCGCCAGAUCAUGGCCCGCGAGAAGCUGAAGGCGGCCAACUGCCACCUGCAGAUCAGCAACGCCCAGAGCAAAGAAGAAUACACGGAUGAUAAUGCCCUGAUUCCUAAGAACUCAUCGGUAAUUGUUAGAAGAAUCCCUGUUGGAGGAGUUAAAGCUACCAGCAAAACAUGUGUUAGGAGUCGAACUGAGCCAGUGAGUGGAACAUCAAGAGCAGUAUGUAAAACACAAUCUCUGACUUUUUUCUACACGCUGCACUUAAUUCUAAACAAUGUAGCUUUGUAUUAA
Molecule: messenger RNA, 645 nt
Organism: Tyto alba (common barn owl)
Lineage: Eukaryota; Metazoa; Chordata; Aves; Strigiformes; Tytonidae
Exons: 4
Coding region: 1-645 (214 amino acids)
Biological process (GO): mRNA processing; protein ubiquitination; ubiquitin-dependent protein catabolic process
Cellular component (GO): nucleus
Molecular function (GO): ubiquitin protein ligase activity; zinc ion binding
Source: RefSeq, a predicted model, not a curated record